Molecule: messenger RNA, 1947 nt
Organism: Ostrinia furnacalis (Asian corn borer)
Lineage: Eukaryota; Metazoa; Arthropoda; Insecta; Lepidoptera; Crambidae
Product: adhesion G-protein coupled receptor G2-like
Exons: 7
Coding region: 192-1784 (530 amino acids)
Biological process (GO): G protein-coupled receptor signaling pathway; cell surface receptor signaling pathway
Cellular component (GO): membrane
Molecular function (GO): G protein-coupled receptor activity
Source: RefSeq, a predicted model, not a curated record
UAGUCUACCCAAAGGCUUUAAAAGAUAAAAAAAUAAGGCGCUUUAUCGAUGAUGAGCCCCAUACAUCGUUCUGGAGGAGAUUGGAUCGAGUUGGUAGCGUGCUGGAGAAUUUAAAUCAUCUUUUAGAAAAGGAGUCUUUAUCAAUCACGUCUGAAGGGGUUCAUUCUGUCUUCGAUCAAGUCGAUGUUCUAAUGGAUGAUGGAAGUAAAGAAGAGAUACCUGGAGAACUGCUCCAUGGACUGGAUGAGAUCGGCACAAGAUUUGAGUUGGAGAGGAACCACACGGACGUCCUGGUGCGCAACAACAUAGCGGUGCUUGUGGCUGACUCCACUCCAGACCUUCGCCUUAGGGGUAUGAGGAUCGUGGCCACCGCACAUGAUGCCUUCACCCAGGAUGCAUUUGAGUUCAUUACUGAGGAAAAUGAAGACUUUCUGGAUAAAGUAUCUGACAAGAACGAAGCCAUAGUCCUCUUGCCUCACUCCGCGACGGCUGUCGAACGGCGAAUCAGCUUGGUGGCAUUUCGGACCAACAGAUCAUUUACCAACGACCACAGCUGCCAGCUGAACAGCAAGGUUCUCAGCGUCAAUGUUAAUAACUUCACCGAGUUCGAGAAUGACGAGGUCAUAGAAAUAUAUUUGAAUCCUUGGAAAAGGAAACAUCGCCGUAACCAGACUCGAGCUUGUGCUUACUGGCAUUUCAAUGAAAACGGCACCGGCUUUUGGUCUCAGGAGGGGUGUACACUCACAAAAGCCCGCCAAGAAGACGCUCUGGAUCUAUGUCAAUGCGACCACCUUACACACUUCGCUGAGAUUUUAAUCAACAAAAACGUGUUCGAAGAGUUAGACGAAAACCUACUGGAGAUCAUCUCAAUAAUCGGCUGCAGCUUUUCGAUAUUCGGGAUAUUUAUAAUUGCGCUCACCGCUGCGUUUUUCAAGUCAUGGCGAGAAAACGAAAGCAACAAGAUCUGGUUACACCUGUGCUCGGCCGUUUUCAUUUUAGACGUAUGUUUUCUUCUAGCGGUCUUCGUUGAUUUUGACGACCACAUUGUAGGUUGCGUGGUCGUCGGCGCCUCGCUACAUUACUCGGUGCUGGCAACCUUUUGUUGGAUGCUGGUCGUCUCUAUAUUGUCGUACAGAAAGUUAGUCUUAGUUUUCAACACAGAUCUCCCUUGCAAAUUAUUAUUGACGGCAUUAUUUGCGUGGGGUUUUCCGCUUUUGGUGAUAGGGAUCCUCUUUUCAGUAGAUCCAAACGCUUAUUCAGCAAGAUUUGAAGAGAUGACUCCGAAUGGGAAGUUUUGUUAUCCGAAAGGGAUAGCCUUUUGGGCAGCCGUGUUCACACCGAUGGCGGCGAUGUGGUUCGUAAAUUGGAUUUUGUACGCGAUAAUACUGCGGUCUAUGUUUGAAACGAAGAAGAAUAUCAGGAGACAUUCCUCCUCGAAGGAAACGCUUAGAUGUGCCUCUGUCAGUUGUUUGCUGGCAUUCCUUUGCGGUAUUCCGUGGGUCUUUGGAUUUUUCGCUUACAACAUAGUAGCGGCAUAUCUGUUUACAAUAACUGUCUCCUUUCAGGGGUUCGUUUUAUUUUUGUUUUUUAUAGUGGGAAAUAAAAAUACGAGAGGUCUCUGGGUGGGUCUGUUUAGAAAGCCGUCAAGAAGAUCAGUAUUUACCGCUUCUACCGAUAGAUCGAAUAAAGAUGCGUGUAGGCCUAGAUUCCUAAUCGCCCGUAGUACUUCUUCCUCUACCCCAGAUCAGGCAUCUGGUUCACUACUCUCGGAGAGUAGGCUAUGAAUGUGUGUUCCAAAAACACGAUUUAUAAUAAUAAUUCUCAAUACUAAAAGUAGGACUUUAGUGCAUAAUAAGUGAUGUAACAAAUAAGAUGUAAGUUUUUGUUUAUUUCGUGUUUUCUUUUUAAAUAUCCUACUAAGAUUAAUUUAUUUUUUUAUUUAAAUCA